Messenger RNA from Ziziphus jujuba (common jujube), 797 nucleotides. Its product is annotated as classical arabinogalactan protein 26. The transcript is spliced from 2 exons. Lineage: Eukaryota; Viridiplantae; Streptophyta; Magnoliopsida; Rosales; Rhamnaceae. The coding region runs from base 198 to 710 and encodes 170 amino acids. The record is from RefSeq and is a predicted model, not a curated record.
AGUGGGUCACUACCCACUUUUCCACUACCUUUUUUUUUUUUUCCUCUAUACCAGAAGACCCUUUUAAGCCUUUUUAAUCAUCAACCUCCUCAUAAUUCUUUCCUUGCCACUUUUCUUCCUUCCUUUAUACUUAAAAUUUCCCUCUCAAAAAGACACAUUCAUUAAAGUAGAGUUUUUUCCCACUCAUAAGAGAAUUGAUGUUAUCAUCAUUUAUGGCUUCCUUUUGUUCAACAUUCAUGGCUAUAUUGUUGAUGGUUUUCAUCGUUUGUCAUUCUUCAAUAUUAGCCUCAUCAACACCAACAUCAAAUUAUCAAGAAUUGGUGGAUAAGAAGUUAAUUUCCACAAUUUCAGCUGCUCCAGCAUUGUUACCAGGUGCUCCUCUGUCUUCUUCUUCUUCUCCAACUCUUUCACCAGAUAUUACUCCUCUGUUUCCCUCACCUGGUGGAGUCCCUCCUUCUCCAACUCAAUCUUCACUGCCCACCAUUCCAUCCAGUCCAAGCCCACCAAAUCCUGAUUAUGUGGCUGCUCCUGGACCUGGUGAUUUUGCUUUUCCACCUUCAGGGUCUUUGCCUGCUUCUUCUUCAGUCUCUGUAUCUUCUUCUCAGCCUCUAAAACUUGUUGCUUUUCUGAUUUUCAUGGUGGUUUUCUCAAUGCGGCUAGCUGAAAUAGUUUUUCAUCCCUAUUGUCAAGGGUUCACGGGAGUGCCAUAACAGUAAGACAAAGAUGGAGAAAAUAACAAGACAAAUUACUUGUACAUACUUUUGACUGUGUCACUAAGAAUACUAGCAAUGAUGUAA